Ylistrum balloti is the source of this 432-nucleotide messenger RNA. RefSeq names its product elastin-like. The transcript has a single exon. Lineage: Eukaryota; Metazoa; Mollusca; Bivalvia; Pectinida; Pectinidae. Bases 1 to 432 code for a protein of 143 amino acids. The record is from RefSeq and is a predicted model, not a curated record.
AUGGGUGUUAAAGGCGUAGCUGUAAGUGUAGGCGCUAAAGGCGUAGGUGUAGGCGCUAAAGGCGUAGCUGUAGGUGUAGGCGCUAAAGACGUAGCUGUAAGUGUAGGCGCUAAAGGCGUAGCUGUAAGUGUAGGCGCUAACGACGUAGCUGUAGGUGUAUGCGCUAAAGACGUAGCUGUAGGUGUUUGCGCUAAAGGUGUAGCUGUAGGUGCUAAAGACGUAGCUGUAAGUGUAGGAGCUGAAGACGUAGGUGUAGGCGCUAAAGGCGUAGUUGUAGGUGCAGGUGUUAAAGUCGUAGCUGUAGGCGCACGUGUUAAAGUCGCAGCUGUAGGUGCAUGUGUUAAAGGCGUAGCUGUAGGUGUAGAUGCUCAAGGCGUAGCUGUAUGUGUAGAUACUAAGGGCGUUGCUGUUACCAACUGGGAUGUCCUCUGA